AUGGUUCGCAAAUCGCACUGCGGCUACGGUUUCUUUCUAAUCAUUGGCUUCCUUCUCACUCUUGUCGCCAUCUUCACUCCCGGCUGGCGUAGUUAUAAAGAUAAGGAAACAUACGAUGACAUAUUCCUCUGGGAUCAUGUAAUUUUAGGCAACGGAGCACCGGAUCUUGGUUUAAUUUCAAGAUACUGUGGACAAGGCGUCAGAGAAGUGAAUCAAUACGAUUGUAAAUCCUAUGGAAGAUUCCAACUUCCAUUUGAGAAGACUACUUUGGCAUUCAUGAUAAUUGCAAUUAUUUUCGAAGUUGUCUCGAUUGGAUGUUUCAUCGGAUUGUUCUCUCCACGUGCAAGACUCGGAAUGCCCGCUUUCAGUGUUACUGGACUCGCCUUCUUCAGUCUUUUCGUGGCGAUUGUAGUGUACGGAGUCAGGAUGCAGUAUAAAAUUUUAUACCUCCAAUCCACUUCAUACGAGCUCCUUGCAAACGUCUACCUUGGAUACUCCUAUUGGAUCGCUGUAAUUGCUGCAAUUUGCAUGUUAAUUGCAUCAAGUCUAUCUGGAACAUUGAUCGGCCCUGCAGAGAAUACUGAUCAUUUACACUAA
Caenorhabditis remanei is the source of this 597-nucleotide messenger RNA. RefSeq lists its product as uncharacterized. The transcript has 2 exons. The coding region runs from base 1 to 597 and encodes 198 amino acids. NCBI's taxonomy places the organism in Eukaryota, Metazoa, Nematoda, Chromadorea, Rhabditida, Rhabditidae. Gene Ontology annotation, cellular component: plasma membrane. The record is from RefSeq and is a predicted model, not a curated record.